Messenger RNA from Cryptomeria japonica (Japanese cedar), 504 nucleotides. RefSeq lists its product as uncharacterized. The record is from RefSeq and is a predicted model, not a curated record. Bases 1 to 504 code for a protein of 167 amino acids. Lineage: Eukaryota; Viridiplantae; Streptophyta; Pinopsida; Cupressales; Cupressaceae. The transcript has a single exon.
AUGGAUGCUUUCCAUUUACUCCUUGGAAUACCAUGGCAAUAUGAUGUAGUCUCAAGACAUGAUGGGAGGAAAAAUGUCUACAAGUUGACUAAAAAUGGUGUGCAAUACACUAUGACUCCACUACCAGAUGAUGGUAAGGACAAUCACGUUGUGACUAGUGUCAUGUUAGUAGGUAAAGAGGAGUUUAUGCAAACAAUCAAAGAGAAGGUUACCCCAUGCUUUUCCAUAGUGGUGAAGACAAGAGAAGAAGUGAGAAAGAAAAUGGAAGACAAGGUGCAAGAAAGGACUACAGGUCCUAGGGAAGUGAAGGAAUUGUUGGAAAGAUACAAGGGUAUAGUUGCAGGAAGCAAACCAGAGACCUUGCCACCUUUAAGAGAUGCAAGUCACUGUAUUGACCUUAUACCAGUCUCAACAUUUCCCAACAAAGAAGCAUAUAAAUUGACCCCUGAUCAAAAUGAAGAACUUGCAAGGCAAUUACAUGAAUUGCUAGAAAAGGGUUCAUAA